CUAUCAUGUCUCUUACGCGGCGCGGAGUUCAUUACCUUACUAGAGCGUUAUCGUCUCCAGUUCGCGUCAAUUGCUUGAAAACCAUCUAUCGUGCAAAGUCAAUUCAUUUGCCUGCUACAAGAUGUUACUCACUUAGACUUGGAGACAGGAAACUGUCUGAUGCAACACAUUUGUCUCUGAGAGUUCGAUGCAUGUGUUCUGCUGCUGGUGAUGGUGGUGAUGGCGACGGUGGUGGUGGCGGUGGUGAGGAGGGCAGCGAAAGGGAAGCUGCCGAAGAGAAGGAGUCUGAAGAAACGCCUGCUGGAGAGCCAGGAUUUGCUCUGUCUACUGUAGAUGUGCCAGAGAUGUUCCCGAAUGUGCCAGUUAUCGCAAUAAAUAGACAUCCAGUGUUUCCACGUUUCAUGAAAAUGAUUGAGAUAACUGAUGUGAACUUGAUGGAGCUGAUAAAGAGGAAGGCCAAACUUGGUCAACCUUGGGUUGGAGUAUUCCUGAAGAACGAUGACAGUCACGAGAGUGAUGUUGUCAGUGACAUCUCAGACAUUCAUCCAGUUGGGAUAUUUGCUCAUAUGUCAGAAAUGCAUGACAUGAAUGAUAGAAUGAGGCUACUACUCAUGGGACACAGAAGAAUAAGAAUUACCUCUAGAUAUGAAGUGGAUGAAGAGGUUUCAGAGAGUCACGAGAGUCAAACUGUAGAGUGGGCAUCAAAAGAGUCGCAUCCUUUACCCGAAGAUAAAGCUCCUCGACCUCUUCUUAUGGUCACCACAGAAAAUGUAACCGUCAAAUCAUUUGAGAGAACAGAAGAAAUUAAGGCAUUGUCAGCAGAAAUUAUUAAGACAAUUCGGGACAUCGUUGCUCUGAACCCCCUUUUUAGAGAGGCUUUGUCAAAUCUUAUGGAGUCGGGUAGAAAAGUAGUGGACCAUCCGGCUCAUCUUGCAGAUUUCGGUGCGGCUUUGACAAGCGCGGAAUCAUUACAGCUACAAGAAGUGUUGGAAGAAGUUGAUGUUUCCAAGCGACUGCUAUUGACUUUAGAGUUACUAAAGAAAGAGUUAGCCAUAGUGACACUUCAGCAGCAACUAGGGAAAGAAGUGGAAGAGAAAGUGAACAAGAUGCAGAGGAAAUAUCUCUUACAAGAGCAGUUGAAAAUAAUCAAGAGAGAACUUGGUCUGGAGAAAGAUGACAAAGAUGCAGUUGCAGAAAAGUUUCGGGAGAGAAUCAAGGAUCGUGUCAUACCCGAGGCUGUGGAAACUGUAAUAGAAGAAGAGCUUAGCAAGUUGUCAUACCUAGACAAUCAUUCUUCUGAAUUCAGUGUGACAAGGAACUAUCUUGACUGGCUAACCAGCAUUCCUUGGGGCAUUCACAGCGAAGAGAAUGACGAGAUACAGAGAGCAAGAGAAAUAUUGGACGAGGAUCAUUAUGGAUUACAGGAUAUAAAAGAGAGAAUAUUAGAAUUUAUUGCUGUUAGUCAAUUGAAUAAAUCUGUUCAAGGGAAGAUUCUGUGUUUUGUAGGGCCACCAGGUGUAGGAAAAACAAGUAUUGCUCGUUCUAUUGCUCGAGCACUGAACAGAGAGUACUUUCGGUUUAGUGUUGGAGGGAUGACUGACGUUGCCGAAAUCAAGGGCCACAGGAGAACAUACAUUGGUGCUAUGCCUGGAAAAGCAAUCCAGUGCUUGAAGAAAACUCAGACAUCAAACCCUCUCGUUGUUAUUGAUGAGGUUGAUAAAAUUGGUCGUGGAUACCAAGGGGAUCCUUCGUCAGCAUUGCUGGAACUCUUAGAUCCUGAACAGAAUUCAGGAUUUCUUGAUCAUUAUCUUGAUGUGCCUGUCGACCUCUCAAAGGUCUUGUUUAUCUGUACGGGCAAUGUAACGGAUACUAUUCCUGUACCACUUCAAGAUCGAAUGGAAAUUAUUCAAGUGUCUGGUUAUGUGGAGGAUGAAAAGAAGGCUAUUGCAGAGCAAUACCUUAUUCCAGUUGCUCGUACAGCAUCAGGAGUUAAAGAGAGUGACAUUGGUAUUAGUGAUGAAGCACUUGGGUUAUUGAUCAAACAAUAUUGUCGAGAGAGUGGAGUAAGAAAUCUUCAAAAACACGUAGAAAAGAUUUUUCGCAAAGCUGCACUGCAAAUUGUAGAGAAAACGAACGAGACGAUUGCUGUCGGUUCGGACAACCUUCACAACUAUGUUGGCAAUCCUGUCUUUCUUAGUGACAGAAUGUAUGACACUACACCACCCGGAGUGGUGAUGGGACUCGCAUGGACGGCAAUGGGUGGCUCUACAUUGUACAUCGAAACGGCUUUGAGACGUCCAAUUGAAGUUGAAAAGUCUGAGCCGUCGGUAGAAACAACUGGACAGCUGGGUGCAGUAAUGCAAGAAAGUGCUAGGAUUGCUUACACAUUUGCCAAGAGUUUUCUUGCCAAACGUGAACCUGACAACAAGUUUUUCGACAAGGCAGCAGUCCAUAUUCAUGUUCCAGCGGGUGCUACGCCCAAAGAUGGACCUUCAGCUGGCUGCACAAUCGUCUCAGCUCUUCUAUCUCUAGCCACGAACAAGCCAGCGAGACAGAACGUUGCCAUGACGGGGGAACUCUCUCUAACAGGGAAAGUGUUGCCUGUUGGAGGAAUCAAAGAGAAGACUAUCGCAGCCAAGAGAGACGGCGUUCGUUGCGUGGUGCUACCGGAAGGAAACCGGAGAGAUUACGAAGACCUACCGGAAUUUAUCCGAGAAGGUGUAGAGGUCCAUUUUGCGGAAAAUUACGAGGAUUUGUACGCCAUAGUAUUUCCAAAACAAUGAAGAUUUAAAUAUUAUGCGACCUACAGCACGACCAUUAAAAUUAAUAAAUUAACUCAAAAUUUCAAAAAUGUAAAAUGGAGGUCUAUUGAGGCGUAUAGGAAAU
Messenger RNA from Corticium candelabrum, 2886 nucleotides. RefSeq names its product lon protease homolog, mitochondrial-like. Gene Ontology annotation, molecular function: ATP-dependent peptidase activity; ATP binding; ATP hydrolysis activity. Gene Ontology annotation, cellular component: mitochondrial matrix. The record is from RefSeq and is a predicted model, not a curated record. The transcript is spliced from 23 exons. Gene Ontology annotation, biological process: mitochondrion organization; protein catabolic process; protein quality control for misfolded or incompletely synthesized proteins. NCBI's taxonomy places the organism in Eukaryota, Metazoa, Porifera, Homoscleromorpha, Homosclerophorida, Plakinidae. Bases 6 to 2783 code for a protein of 925 amino acids.